Protopolystoma xenopodis is the source of this 1266-nucleotide messenger RNA. NCBI's taxonomy places the organism in Eukaryota, Metazoa, Platyhelminthes, Monogenea, Polystomatidea, Polystomatidae. The record is from the annotation of a GenBank genome assembly.
GAAAGAAUGCGACUUUUGGUGGCUGAUGGAAAAACUAUCAGCUCAGAGGUUAUAUCGCUAAAUGUUAAAGGACCAGGUCUUCAAAGGAUGGUUUUGAUUGAUCUCCCUGGCAUUAUCUCUACUGUGACUACCGGAAUGGAUACCAGUGCAAAAGAUGUAAUUCGCCAGUUGGCUAGGCACUAUUUAGAAAAUCCCAAUUCCAUCAUUCUUUGUAUCCAAGAUGGCAGUAUUGAUGCUGAGCGCAGCAAUGUGACAGAUCUUGUUUCUUCAAUCGACCCUCAGGGUGAACGGACAAUUUUCGUCCUUACUAAGGUGGACAAGGCUGAGGAAAAUUUGCACAAUCCAGGGCGCAUCAAACAGGUUCUUGAGGGAAAACUCUUUCCAAUGAAAGCCCUUGGUUACUAUGCCGUUGUUGCCGGCUCAGGGAGUCAUGAUGAAAGCAUUGAGCAAAUAAGAGAAUAUGAGGCAAAGUUCUUCCGAAAUUCUCGACUUUUCUUGGAGAGUACUCUUUCUUUCUCACAAAUGACAACCGAAAAUCUCAGCAAGGCUGUAUCAGAACGAUUUUGGAAGAUGGUGAAGAACUCCGUCGAACAUCAGAUGGAUAUCUACCGGGGGUUUCUAAUUUUCUACUUUCUUCAUCGUCUCCCAUCCAUAGCUCUGCGCUUGAACUUAGAAACAGAAUGGAAGAACUCUUUCCCACAUCUACGUCAGAUGGACCGUGAAGAAUUAUUUGAGAAGGCCCGCAGCGAGAUCUUGGACGGGUUGGUCAAUUUAUCCGGGAUCAGUGCUGAGGCUUGGGAUAGCAAGCUAUCUUCUAAUCUCUGGACUCACUUAAAGGGCAAUGUUUUCAGGAAUAUUUUUGAGCCGGCACAGAUGCUUGAACGCGUAGACGAUUACAAAACUCUAAUUGAUAUCAAAUUGAGGGAGUGGGCCGAACGUGAUUUGCCUCAGACAAGUGUGCUGGCUGGUUUGGAGACGCUUUACCAGCAGUUGGACGAGACCCAUGCUGCAUUCACUCAUAGUCCUGGUUACGAUCCUCUAUUCGACCAACUAAGGACGAAUGUUCAUAGGCUUACCAAAAAUCGGCACAAAUUGGAGGAGAAGGCUAUUGACAGGCUCCGUGUGGUUCAGACUAUGGCCUUAGAAGACAGGACAGUGCACUCUAAAGCAGAAUGGGACGCCGCUGUUUCUUUUAUGGAACAAGCUAUCGAAGAAGCCCUCAAAGACGCAUUUUUUAAGGCGAUUCUCUACCCUUCAGAAUUAUGA